Molecule: messenger RNA, 1070 nt
Organism: Poecilia reticulata (guppy)
Lineage: Eukaryota; Metazoa; Chordata; Actinopteri; Cyprinodontiformes; Poeciliidae
Source: RefSeq, a predicted model, not a curated record
AUGGCUCUGCUGAAGGUUCUGCUGCUGCUGGGUCUGGGUGUUUCAGUGAAGUCAAAUGUUUCUCUGCAGAAGAGAAUCAUUGGAGGUCAAAACUGUGAUAACACAGAGCAUCUUUAUCAUGUUCGGCUGGAGAGCAGCAGGGGUGAAGAAACAAUCCGCUGUGGAGGAUCUCUGAUCCACCCUCAGUGGAUCCUGACUGCAGCUCGGUGCUGGCAGGAUGGGCCAGGAUGGACUAACACAGCAAUGUUAAAAGUUCAUCCACGGACUGCUGGGCAGCGGAGUCACGUAAUCCGAGACAGACCUGUGAUUUAUACUCGCAGUAACCGGAAGCAUGACAUCAUGUUGCUGAAGCUUCCGACACCAGUAACAGAUGUCCAACCUGCUCAGAUACCAAGCUGCAGGCGUCAUCUUAAACUAGGCGAUACUGUUCAGCUGGCAGGAGAAGCAUUAACGACAAUCGGCCCCAAUAAAGAGCGAUUGCCCAUUCCUAGUAUUGCAGGACAUCUUCAGUGUGUCAACAUGCAAGUUGUUAGUGGUUCCUAUSUCCAKCUAACACUUGGGCAAAUGAUCCGUGUUGAAGCACCAACCAAGGAUGUAUGUCUUGUAAGUUUGUUUCUUCAAUAUCUCUCUGCACCAAUUGGAAGACGUUUCUGUUUUACAACAUAAAUAAAUAUAUUGAUAUACAUUUUUCUACAGGCCGACUMUGGUGGAGCAGCGAUAUUCGACGGCAAGAUUUAUGGUGUGAUUKCUUUUAGUGGAAGAGACUACACAUGUCAGAUUCCAACAUCAAUACUUGAUGUGUGUUAUUACAAGGAAUGGAUUAGAAGUAAAAUUUUCCGUGGACCAUAAACUAUCAUGAAAUAAAAUUCUCAACAAAUUUCCUCUCACAUAUAAUUUUAGAAUUGUAUCUUCAUCAGUUUGAUCCAUGUUUUUAGAAUUAGAAUAAAUUAAUUGUUUAAUUUAUCUCACCUGAUCUUCACCUCCCUAAUGGAGCUUUAUCUUCACCUCAGAAAUGAAAAAUAAAUCAAUAAAUGCAUGAAAAAGAAAUCAAUAAAUUUAUAAAAAAUAAA